Molecule: messenger RNA, 1279 nt
Organism: Myotis daubentonii (Daubenton's bat)
Lineage: Eukaryota; Metazoa; Chordata; Mammalia; Chiroptera; Vespertilionidae
Product: BTB/POZ domain-containing protein KCTD12-like
Biological process (GO): protein homooligomerization; regulation of G protein-coupled receptor signaling pathway
Cellular component (GO): signaling receptor complex
Molecular function (GO): protein binding
Source: RefSeq, a predicted model, not a curated record
GCAAAGGCAAGGGAGGAGAGCAGGAAGACAGUUCACAAGUUGAGCCAAGCUUGCAUAGAGGCACUGAGGCUGUCCCUGGCAAUAUUCGAGUGGCUGGAGAUUCAAGAAAUAAAGGUUCUGUCCUUAGGAUUUAGCUAAAAAUCCUCUUCUAACGUGAGAGGCAAAAUAAACUACCCACCUUGACUCCUCAAGCUGAAUGUGACUCUGAUUCAUAAGAUUUUAAACCAUCAGUUGACUUGAGUAGAGAAAGUAACUUUAAAGCAUCAAGAAAGAAUAAUCUGAAAUAAGAAGAUCAAUAUGGCCAUGCCAGAGAAAUCAAGUUGUACCAAAUCAAGCAAGGAUUUCAGUCAUUUUCCUGAGAUUGUUGAACUCAAUGUGGGUGGUCAGGUGUACAUCACUCGCUAUCCUACUUUGGUCAGUGUUCCUGGCUCCCUGCUCUGGGAAAUGUUCAGUGAAAAGAAUCCUUGCUCCCUAAUCCAGGACAACAAAGGGAGGUUUUUUGUAGACCGGGAUGGUUUCCUCUUUCGCUAUGUGCUAGACUACAUGAGAGACCGGAAACUAGUGCUUCCUGACCACUUUCCAGAGUGUGGUCGGCUCCAGAGAGAAGCAGAAUACUUCAAGCUACCGGAGUUAGUGAAGAUGUUGGCUCCUAAAAUCAACAUGAUCAACUCAGUUGCCAAUGAUUUAUGCCAAAGCGAUCUAGAAGAGCUUCCCACCAACAUUGACAUCGCAUGUAAUCUCUCUUCAAGGAAUAACAUCCAAGUUAGUGGCCCCGAUAACCCCCCAGCUCUGACAGCAAAUACUGGCUCUGACCUCAAGAAGGCAGGUUUCAUCACUAUUGGCUAUCGAGGCUCCUAUACUCUGGGUCGGGAUAGCCAAACAGAUGCCAAAUUCCGCCGCGUGGCCCGAAUCAUGGUGUGUGGUAAGAUCUCAUUGGCCAAAGAAGUAUUUGGAGAUACUCUGAAUGAGAGCAGAGACCCUGACCGUCCUCCUGAGCGGUACACCUCUCGAUAUUACCUCAAGUUUAACUUUCUGGAACAAGCCUUUGACAAACUAGCUGAUGCUGGCUUUCACAUGGUAGCAUGCAAUUCCACUGGCACCUGCACUAUCACCCAUGACCAGACAGAUGACAAGAUCUGGACCUCUUACACUGAAUAUGUUUUCUGCCGGGAGUGACACUUAAAAGAAAUCGCCCAGAAAAUACAAACCAAACAGCAAACUCUCUUUCUUUCUUUCUUUCUUUCUUUCUUUCUUUCUUUCUUUCUUUCUUUCUUUCUUU